GAGUAACACUAACCACUGACUGACAGUGUGAUCGCCUCUUGUUUCUUAUCAUAACCUCCUUCAAACCAGGUGCUGCAGACGGUAUCUAUUAGCAUACCAGUCAUGCCCAAAGCGGCCAGUUCAAAAUCUCCGAGCAUCACUGCUCCUAAUAACUCACGUCCCGUGAAAAUCAACGGAGGCUUAAGCUUGAGCCAACAGCAUGUUUUAAAGAGGAACCAAGCUUGUCAUCAGUGUAGGAGACGCAAGUUGGUAAGUGAUGCGAAACGACCUUGUUCGACAUGUGUUCGUUCACACUCUCAUGCUGCUGCACACGCCCCCGCAGGACUUGAAUUACCACCUCACCCAGAUUGUACUUAUGACGAAGCUCCCGACACAAAUGCGUCAAGUACGGAGAUCCCUAAGAAUAAGUAUGAGAAAUUAGAGAGCCGUAUCUUGGAAUUGGAAUCUCUCUUAAAACAAAAGGGCGGGGACAUAAUAUCACGUGAACAGAGCACCAGCGAUAGUCCCAGCGACUCAUUGCAAUCCCACAGCACAAAUGAUUUUGGGUUGCUUGACCCGCUCACUGCCUUCAGUUCAGUGCAAGCACUGACGUCUCCGGACGAUAUCUUGGAUCCCAGCAUAUUUCAGUCCGACUCGUUGAUGCAAGAUUUAGCAUUAACAAUCCCUCCAAUACUUCCCCAACAAGCUUCUCGUCUGUUCCAUGUACCAACAUUUAUGACGGCUCUGUCAUUACCACCUGAUCAUCCUAAAUUCCCGAUUUCUCCCGUACUCCAUGCCAUCUGUGCUGUCAGUGGUAUUUAUACGGCAGCUGUUACCUCACCCCAAUUUACCAAGUCCUUUCACCCAGAGCAGCAUGCACGAUACGCCAAGAGAUAUGCUGACGAAUACAUGGUCAUGGGCCACAAUCUUAUGCAAUGCCUACAAGCUCGAAAUUUGACUGAUCUUUUUACCGGGUCCGGGCACUCUAUGCGGACUGCAGUACCCUUGGGAUUAAAUGUCUGCCCUCCAUUCCAAUCCAUAUCGAAAACUUUGCGGUCAUUAUCAAUAGUACCACCUGCUCGCGAUGUCGUGGAAGAUGAGAUGAGGCGGAAUACGUUCUGGUUAGCUUACGCUAUAGAUCGUCAACAUGGAUCCGGGACAGGUUGGGCUCUUAGUCUUGACGAUCAAGAUAUUUCUCAGCUACUUCCAGUUCGGGGAGAUAACUUUGAAACAGGAGCGCUCAUAGCCCCAGAAGACCGACAGUGGUCACACGACAAAGAAAUGCUAAUUCUUCAUCCUCCAGACCAAACCGACUCCUUCGUUCUGUACAUCAAGAGCACAAUGUUGUUAUCGCGUGUCAAGAAUUUUAACCACAGAUUUCGAUCCAGGCAUCAUUGUGGUGAUAUUGCUGCAACUCCUACGCAUGGUUAUUCGAGAGAUUCCAUGUUCAAUAACCUUGAUGCCCGUACCGCACCUGGGUUCAUGGAGCUUGACGAACUCAUUGCCGUGUUUAAAGCAUCGAUUCCAUCUCAUUUAAAAGACCCUUUCAUGAAUGGCGGCGUGGACUCACUGCUAUACACAACGUCUCUUGUUCCCCAUGUUUCUAUGAUUCUUCUCCACGACCCACAUGCUGAGGUCGAACAUGCCGGUUGUACUUCUGCCUUAAAAAUUCUAAUAGCCGCCCGGGGAAUUCUCGACCUCCUUUAUGGUGCAUGGUCAACGAACUACGAUAUGGGUCUUUUGGAUUACUUUUGUCCGUUUUGUUGGUUCCUCGCUGGCCGUGUGUUGGCGCGUUUUUACAAGGCAGCACUGGAUGCCAAGAGUGCAGAGCAAUCUGGAAACCUUCAAACAGAGCUUGAAUUUGUAUUAAUUGCACUAAACAGAAUGGGCGAACGAGUUCCACUUGCUUAUAGAUACUUCAAGAUGCUGAGUGAUCUUUAUUGCUCCACGAAGCUAUGAAGGGCCGGCUUUCUUACAACAGAUUUGUAUUAGUGUGGAUUUCAUCUUGUUUUUCUCAUGUAGAGUAUUUAUGGCUACAGCGCUAUCUUUUAACACAGACCCAAUUCAUUGUAUUUCCUCCUUA
Molecule: messenger RNA, 2062 nt
Organism: Serpula lacrymans var. lacrymans S7.9
Lineage: Eukaryota; Fungi; Basidiomycota; Agaricomycetes; Boletales; Serpulaceae
Exons: 14
Coding region: 103-1938 (611 amino acids)
Biological process (GO): regulation of DNA-templated transcription; DNA-templated transcription
Cellular component (GO): nucleus
Molecular function (GO): DNA-binding transcription factor activity, RNA polymerase II-specific; DNA binding; zinc ion binding
Source: RefSeq, a predicted model, not a curated record